AUGUUUGUGCUUCCGCCCCACCGUAGCACUAUAAUAAUAGUUGGACCAGUAAAUACAAGAGCCUCGGAUAACUCAAAUGGUGGGUCCACUGAUCCGCCAAACCCAACUAUUGAUGAUUCUAUUCCCGAAAGAUUCCCCUGCGAGUUUGAAGGAUGCGAUAAGGCAUAUCGGUCACGAGGAGGGCUGAAGCUUCAUAUGCGGACGCACGCGUUGGAGAUUCCUGUCGCACCUGAAGAAUUUCCUUGUGAAAUUAUGGGUUGUGGGUUAAGGUUUCCAACGCGGAUUGGCCUCGGACAGCAUAUACGCCAUCGACAUCCGGAGAACAUGGACGAACGAGUUAACUUCAGGCGUGUGAAGGAGAGAUGGACGGUGGAGGAAUCCAGAAUGUUUGCGAGAAGGGAGGCUGAGUUUUUGGUCAGGUGGGAGCGAGACGGAAGAGCGGGGUUCAUAAAUGCAGUGUUGCAAGCGGAAUUUCCGCAUAGGAUCUUGGAGGCUAUUAAAGGACGAAGAAGGUGUACGGGUCAUAAAAGGAUGGUGGAAGACAUGAGUGAAGAGAAGGGGUAUGGUGGUGAUCGAAGACACUCACCAUGGAAAAUGAUGUAUGAAUGA
Molecule: messenger RNA, 609 nt
Organism: Leptopilina heterotoma
Lineage: Eukaryota; Metazoa; Arthropoda; Insecta; Hymenoptera; Figitidae
Product: zinc finger protein 143-like
Exons: 1
Coding region: 1-609 (202 amino acids)
Source: RefSeq, a predicted model, not a curated record